Effrenium voratum is the source of this 684-nucleotide messenger RNA. The record is from the annotation of a GenBank genome assembly. Lineage: Eukaryota; Dinophyceae; Suessiales; Symbiodiniaceae.
AUGCGGUUCUUCUCUACGAAGGCGAAGAAGCCGCAUACCUACCAGGUGGUGCUGGCGGCUUCGGAGCUGGGGCCCUACGUGCCGGGCCUGGGCCAGGCCUUCCACACCUCGGUGCUGGUGGACAACGUGGAGUACGAGUUCAGUGGGCAAGGCAUCUGCCUGAGCAGGGGCCCCGCCAGCCACGAGCGCUUCACCCGGGGCCAUGAGCUGAUCGAGCUCGGGGGCACUGUACGAAGUCCCAAGGAGAUGAUGGCCAUGCUGACUGCCUACUUUCGGCCGGGCACUUACGACCUCCUGCGGAAGAACUGCAACUCCUUCACCAGCUGCGCCUUGCACUUCCUCCUGGGCGCCAUGCUAGAUCCGAAGUACAGCUCCAUGGAGAGUUGCGCGGUGACGGUGAGCAGCUACAUAGAUUUGGUCAGCUUAAUCAUGCCCAACUACCAGCCCAACCCCAAUGCCGAAGGUUUUUGCGUCGAGCACGUCCGCAGAGAUAUCAACUACCACGAGCAGAAGGCUGCACAAGGAGCAAAGGCGAAAGCACCCUCCCGCGCCUGGAUUCUGGUGGUUGGUUUGCGGAGGCGCAGGGCAAAUGGUGCGAUUGACCUUCCUCAAGAUUGCGCAGCACAGCCGCAAGCUGAAGGUGAAGGCUGGCGCCCAGCGGCCCAAUAUGAGCAUUGGUACUGA